Molecule: messenger RNA, 1384 nt
Organism: Lactuca saligna
Lineage: Eukaryota; Viridiplantae; Streptophyta; Magnoliopsida; Asterales; Asteraceae
Source: the annotation of a GenBank genome assembly
CAACCUCUUCUUCCACCUGCAAUUUAGCUUUAACCCCCUCUUCUUCCACCUGUAAUUUAGCGUCAACCUAAAUUUUCUUCAAUGGAUUCCAAGUUCUCUUACGACAUGAACAUGGAGAUUCUUUCGAGAACAACACUAAAAACUCUUGAUACCAUGCGUUGUACCAACACAGAAUUUGAGAAACUCACAUAUGAAUCGUAUUUUCUCAAUUUGUACAAGCAAAGAAACAACAUUGUUUCUGGUUUCCUCGUACAAAACCUUAGAAAGGGGUGCAAAUACAUCAACGAGUUUGCACCAUCAUGUGAAUCCCACAGUCUUGAUCUUGGUUUUCUGCCACCCAACGCUAAAAUCCUAGCAUCUUCAGAGCAAGGAUUUAUUGUCUUCGAGAGUCCUCAUCCACGGGAUUAUAAGUUGGUUUCAUAUCAUGUUUGUAAACCUACAACUAAGGAGGUUUUGACAUUGCCAAAUCCCAAAACCAGGUAUUUAACCAAGAAUGUUGCCAUUCUUGUGGUGGGUUCAAAGCCAAUAUUGCACUACAAGAUCGUGAGAUUAUCUGAACCCAAGAAACCUGUCUUACGAGGACGUGAUAAGCUAUACACGACAUAUAAAUGUGAAAUCUUCGACUCAAUGACAUGGGAAUGGAGACUACUAGAUCUUGUAAUAUUGCCUUUUGGUGUCUUCCUAACUAACCAACAAGCGAUCACCACAAGGGGAUCAAUCUACAUGCCAUUGAGUAACAACGAUGUCUUGAAGUUUGAGGCAUAUUCUGAAAAGUGGACAACCUUUUCGUUGCCUAUUCAAACCCUCGAAUAUCCAUUUGGAACUACAAGCCAUCUCAUAAAGUUUGAAAGAAAGUUGGGGUUUGCUUACAGGACAACAAGUCAUCUUUGGGAGCUUUGGGUUCUUACUAACGACGAAUCAUGGGAGAGAGUUCAUGUUUUUGACACGAGAUCAGAAGAUAAUGGAAUAAGUUCACUAGAUGCAAUAUAUGAUUCAGACACAAGAGUUAUGAGAGAGUACGAGGCAAUUGCAUUUUACAGGUUUAAAGGCGGUGAUCAUAUCAAAAAGGUUUUAACGAGUCAUCAUCCUUAUCGGAUAUUCACCUUUCGAUCUGAUUUUGAGCCAAUCCAUUUGAGAGGUCAUAAGGAUGUUCAUAUGAGGAUGAAUUCAUUAUAUAACAAAUCAUAAUUUCUUAAGAAGAAGUUAAAUUUGGAUGUAGUAUUUUAGCAUUCAUAGAGUUCGAACAUAAAUAGAUUAGAAUUUGUUAAUCGAAUAUUUGUUUUAUUCAUUAUGUUUUCAUACUGAAUGAGUAAUUGUAAUUAGAUGUUUUUCUUCCGAUAUCAUUUUUAGCCAAUAUAUUUGAAAUGGUGGAUGAUGGGCUCAC